AUGACGACCGACAGAAAUGCUAAGACAAAAUUAAUCAUUUACGCCGGGGGUAUAUUUGUCUGUUAUUUUUAUUUCGCCGUGCUCCAGGAAAAGAUAACCAGAGGACAAUACGGCGAUGGCGAGAAUAAGGAAAAAUUUACAUACACGUUUGUCCUCGUCUUUAUCCAGUGCCUCAUUAAUUACUGUUUUGCCAAGGUGAUGCUUGCCGUGUUAAAUCAAGGAGAGGACACUACGAGCACUUUCUACUAUGCCAGUUCCGCUCUCGCUUAUAUCCUUGCAAUGGUGUGUAGUAUUAUGGCCCUCCAGUUUGUCAACUAUCCGACUCAGGUUGUCGGAAAGGCUGGAAAACCGAUUCCUGUAAUGGUGCUCGGUGUUUUGAUUGGAAAAAAGGUGUAUCCCGCUAGGAAGUAUGUAUUUAUCAUACUUAUUGUGACCGGUGUCAUAUUAUUCAUGUUUAAAGAUAACAAACCAACUGUCAAGCAAACGGAUGAUCAAGUAGGCUUUGGUGAAUGUUUACUUAUUCUUUCACUGUUGAUGGAUGGAAUAACUUGUGCAAUACAGGACAGAAUGAGAGCAGAGUAUAAAACGAAAUCUGGACACAUGAUGAUUAACAUGAAUAUGUGGUCGGUUUUGUUCACUGGUGUGGCAAUUAUUGUCUCCGGAGAACUCUUAGCAUUUAUACAGUUUUUGCAACGACAUCCAAACUGCUUAUGGCAUAUAUUAUCAUUUUCCAUAGCUGGAGCAUUGGGACAACAUUUUAUAUUUUUAACUAUAGCAGAAUUUGGGCCAUUGACGUGCGCGGUUGUAACGACUACUAGGAAAUUUUUUACCGUCUUAGGAUCCGUGUUAUUAUUCGGAAAUACUUUAUUACCUAGGCAGUGGAUAGGUACAGUCAUAGUAUUUACAGGAUUAGCGUUAGAUGCACUAUAUGGGAAAACUGCGAGUACGAAGAAAGGAACAAUUAAGUAAACUAAAGGUGUAUACUUUUGGUAUGUACAUUUGUAACGUACAGUACUAGCAUUCCACUGUUGUAAAGCAACAGACUUGACAUUUUAGAAAAUUGUAAUAUACGAGUGGUUGGAAACAAUGUAAGGCAUGUGCUUAAUACAAUUCCAAAUGAUACUUUGCAAUGAAA
This is a messenger RNA of Orussus abietinus, 1135 nucleotides long. It is a transcript of the gene meigo, whose product is annotated as solute carrier family 35 member B1. Gene Ontology annotation, cellular component: Golgi membrane; endoplasmic reticulum membrane. Lineage: Eukaryota; Metazoa; Arthropoda; Insecta; Hymenoptera; Orussidae. The coding region runs from base 1 to 969 and encodes 322 amino acids. The transcript is spliced from 2 exons. Gene Ontology annotation, biological process: UDP-galactose transmembrane transport. The record is from RefSeq and is a predicted model, not a curated record. Gene Ontology annotation, molecular function: UDP-galactose transmembrane transporter activity; UDP-glucose transmembrane transporter activity.